CGCGUGGUGCCGCGUCGCUUCCUGGAUACAGCGGCCGGCUGAUUUCUCUCUUCUCGGGAUUAAUUCGCGCUCAGCGACGACGACGACGACGACCACGCAGUUUCGACCAUCGAAGUAACUUUAUUUCGCCUGGAACGGCUUUACCGGUGGACAUCCAGUAAGACAAAAUGAGCGUGAAUUCUGCCAGGAAUUUCAUUCCGCCUGUGAGCAGGGAUCGAAUCAUAUCCAAGAUGCCCAAGUGCUACACAGAGGAUGCCUGCAUUACCUCAAAUCCGCAGUUCCAUGCCAAGGUGAAAACUGCCUGCCAGGAGCACAGGACUGGCACAGUUGGGUUGAAGAUCUCCAAGGUGGUCGUUGUAGGUGAUCUGGCAGUUGGCAAGACGUGUCUGAUAAACAGGUUUUGUAAGGACACAUUUGACAGAGACUACAAAGCCACCAUUGGUGUGGACUUUGAAGUUGAGAGGUUUGAGAUCUGUGGCGUUCCCUUCAGUCUACAGAUAUGGGACACAGCCGGACAGGAACGAUUCAAAUGCAUUGCUGCUGCCUAUUACAGAGGGGCACAAGUUGUGCUGGUUGUCUUUGAUCUGGCGGAUAUCGAAAGCCUUGAUCAUGCUAAACAGUGGCUGAAGGAUGCGAUGAAAGAGAAUGACCCUGAUUCUGUGCUGGUGUUUUUGGUGGGGACCAAAAAAGAUUUAUUGUCUGAGGGUCAGUGUUCACGUGUCGAGAGCGACGCCAUUAAAAUAGCCAAGGAAAUGAAGGCUGAAUACUGGUCUGUUUCUGCAAAAACAGGAGAUGGCAUUAAAGACUUUUUCUUCCGCAUUGCGGCGCAAGCGUUUGAGGACUGCCUACUUAAAGAGCUGGAGAGACCACAAGCACCGUCAGCAAAAAUAGGAGGUGGAGAUUUUGUCAAGGUCGACCGGAGUAAUGCGAAUGUCUAUGAUGAAGCCAAUCAAAAGAAAUGCUGCUAACAUUACAAAACGUUCUCAGACUGUGAGCUGCGAACUCACUCAACGCAGACCUUAAAAGAUCACGGUCAAGGGAAUAGUCAGGGUGUUUUUUUUUCAAUUAUUAUUAACCUGACAUGUGUUAUUCCUGCACAGUAAUUAAUUGACCUAGGGGAUUACUACUAUCCUAAAGAACAGUCAUACCGAGUAAUGUUAUUUAUCUGUAGAAUCUGAAACUGUCUUAGCAACAAAAUUGCACUUUUUAAAAUGCCGCUUUACAAUAACAAACAGUGGAAUGUAAGUUCACAGCCUGUAAGCUAAUUUUUUUUAUAGUGCUCUACUUAAGGUUUGUUCUGUUUUAGACUUUUUCUCUUAAUAAUGGUUAAUCAAACUCACUUGACCUGCAAUAAUUGCCACUAAGUGUCAUGUAUGGGAUAAUUGUGGAAAAGUAAUGUCCAGUACUUUAAUUAUGGGUAUUGUAGCAGCAAUGGAUUUAUUAAUAAAUGUGUGCUCGCUUUUUGAUAUUUACUCUAGGUAAUGUGAAUGCUGCAAUAUAUAUAUGCCUUACAUUAUCAUGAACAUGCACACUUAAACAGUCGUUUUGUGUAUAAAAGUGGCUGCAUGAAUAUUUGGAUAUUUAAACCAGGUGAGAACCACUGAGACUAAUAUUCUCAAGGGAGACCUGGGGUAGCAAAACCAUAACGAAAUAUUCAUAGUUUUUAUUUUACCAGGUAAGAUCCGCUGAGCUUAUACAGCUCUUUUUCAGAAGUGACCUGGCCACAAAUGAUAGCUCAUUAUGUGGAAAUUUAGCAGCCAAAUACUCUAAAUAUAAAAGCACAUGCCAUCCAACUUUACUUUUACAAAAAAAUGGCAUCUAGGAACGUGCAAAAUUCAAAAUGCUUCAAGUAAACUUCGCGACAAUGUAAGACACUACCACAGUUCUGAAAUAGCAUAGUAAUAAUAACUAGAUUAUAUUCGGUACGGAAAUAAUAAUAAUGCUGUUGUCACUUAAAACGUUCACGUAAAACUUUUUUUAAUCAAAGUUACCACGUCUUAAAAUAGCAUAAGUGUCGGAAAAAUGUGCACAGCAUUGCAUUAUUUUGAAUAACCAUUAUCAUUGUGACCAAUCUUAGCUAGCAAUAAGAUCAAAAUCUCAUGCGACAUCAAUGCUGUUGAUAGCUGCAGUUCUCAAACAGACCCUGCAGAGAUAAUUGCCUUAAGUGUUUAAUUCAAAACACCUUUCACAAAGCCUUUAUUUGGUAACGAUUGUGCGGAAUAUUAGUCGCCAGUAAAGCAAUUUACAGACGCAUCGUAUGAACGGGACACUUACCAUAAGACGUUUUAAUUCUUCAAAUGCUCCCUGUGUAUAAUUAACCAUUCCAAUUACAGUGACAAGCCUGUGUAGUCACACUGGUCUUUAGUAAAUACAUGUUUAUCGAGUCACAAUUGAACAGGAAUAACUUUGAAUUAAAGUCCAACUUUUGGUUGCUCUGUUAAAGCCUGAAUUGUGAAUAGCAUUUAUAGCGCUAACGAUUUGAUUAAUUUCAUCACGAUUUGACGUGAUUCAAUUGAAGAUUUGUUUUCUUAACGCAUAAAAUAUGUGUGUUUGAGUGGUCACAUGAACCAAUUACAUGCAACAUAUAAAAUAAAAGUCUGUUCUUGCACUCACAAAUCGAUGCUUGAUUGGUGACAUUAAGGGUCGAUUUUAAUCAAUGACUAUGCAUUGCUGUACCCAUGCUGUAUUCAGCACCCAUUGAGUGUUUUUGCAGUCUUUUCGGAUUUUUGAAAGUGCCUAGCAGAAAUGAGAAACGCAAGGUGCCUUCUAUUGUGCAGUGGCAUAAGUUGGUCUUUAGUAAAUAUGGACUUAUAACGUGGUAAACGUUUUAUUUGUAUCUUUGGCCCGAUGCUUAUGGUAUGCGCUUACCGGCAUUGUCAAAGAAAAAGGUUUUGGCAGGCGAGUGGCAAUCUAAACACUUUGCUAAAAUACUAAGUAAUCGGUGACCUUCAGGAGUAACUGUACUUAAAUAAAUAGUUUUUUUGAGCAAUGGUCAAUUGUCAUAACUGAUUACGUGUUUGAAAAUAACCUUUCUGAUUAAAAUGUCAGCUAUGUUGCAGAAGUUACUGACUCGGUUAUAUCGUCAGCAACAUGAUUAUCGCUUAUUAUUUUGCCCCAUUCAGAAUGCCAGUGUAACUGUUAAAUCUGUCAUACGUAUGUGUGGAUUCUUAAGCUGAAGUUGGGCACAUGCAUUGCACAUUAACUUGACAUUUUCUUGACGUUAAAAAGAUAAAAAAUCAACAAUGCUCAACUUAUAUUUGGAAGAUGGGACACGAAUUCUACUUCAAGAGUAAACUUGUCAUGUGCUGCAUGCUUCGUGUGCAUCUCUAGUGUAGUGCAAUACUGUAUCUGUACAGACGUUUUCUUCCAUAUAUCCUUGUAUUUGCUCGAAGCUAACUCUGAUGCAUUAUUGUUCCAGUGGCCAUAUGGUUACACAAAUUGUCCUUGCCAGCUGUGAGUUGUAUUCCAUACAAAAUCGACCCUCGCUUUUUGUUAUCCAUUUUUUGUAUCAAUUAGAUUAAGUUUACAACCAGUAACUUAACAGACUCGGGAUAAGUAUGGUACAGUCACGUUCACCACAGUUCUCGUACUAGCUCACGUUGAUCAGUCUACAUUUAUGGACCCUGACAUUUCGGCCAGGGUCAAGCCCAUUUAUCCCAGAGUUGUUCUUCUAAAACAUGAUUAUUAAUUAAUGUUUGCUUAAGGAGACAUGUUUUUUUUAAUGAUCGCCCUCUGCAGAAACUUUGGCCCACCAUAGGAAUGUUGUUUUUAAUUCGAUCUUAAUGUGACAAAGUUUUAAAAGGGGAAUAACUGAAAAGCCCUGCAAAGGAAAUACAUUUAAUCAGCGGUGAUUUAACAAAGAUUGUUGCAAGGUAUGUUGUGGGGACACUGGUAAGAAUCAGAAUGUUUAUCUUGGAGAAAUACGAUCUAUGAUGCUCUUUUUUUCAGUAGGGGCGGGUCAGAAAGUUGACGUUUAUUCAAAUGAGUCACCUUUGCGAAACUCCUUAAACUCCUUGUGUAUAGUAGUGUGCAAAUGUACAACAUUCUUUGCCUAAGUGACCUACCAA
Lethenteron reissneri (Far Eastern brook lamprey) is the source of this 4067-nucleotide messenger RNA. Its product is annotated as ras-related protein Rab-34-like. Gene Ontology annotation, molecular function: GTPase activity; GTP binding. Lineage: Eukaryota; Metazoa; Chordata; Hyperoartia; Petromyzontiformes; Petromyzontidae. The record is from RefSeq and is a predicted model, not a curated record.